This is a messenger RNA of Carassius auratus (goldfish), 1387 nucleotides long. RefSeq lists its product as uncharacterized. Lineage: Eukaryota; Metazoa; Chordata; Actinopteri; Cypriniformes; Cyprinidae. The record is from RefSeq and is a predicted model, not a curated record. The transcript has 2 exons. Bases 700 to 1335 code for a protein of 211 amino acids.
CCAGGCUCAGCCCUGCUUAGCUUCAGUGGGCAACCGGUCUUGGGCUCCAGGGUGAUAAGGCUGCCAUCGAACAUGCACAAAAGAACUGUGUAAAAUUCCACCACUAUUAUGCCAUAUCUAGAAUUACUCCUUUCUCCCCUCUGGAGGGUCCUGUUUGUCAUAGGUAAAGCUGAACUACUGUUUGUUAAACUUUAUUUGUUAUGCUUUCAAGCACGCAAAACACAGCAGCCAUUUUGGGUGUCCACUAGAGGUCUCACUUUCCCAUAUCGUCACCCCACUUCUGGGACUGCAUUGCAAACUAGCCUUUAUCUGGACUAAUCACCAUUCAUUGCACACACCUGUCCCCACUCGCAUUGUUAGCACCUAUCUUUAUAUACCCAGUUUGUUUCUGUCAUUGUUAUGGAGUCCUUGUCUCAUGUCACCCAGUUAUUUUGUGUUUCCUUGUCAAUGUUCAUGUUUCUUGUUUUGGACUGCUCACCUGGAUUUUGGCAUUUUCCUGGCUGGAUAUAUGAUUUUGGAUUACCCUAAUAAACACUGCUAUUGGAUCUAACUGUUUGUGUGUGUUCCGUGACAGAAGGACUCCAUCACACCUAGAUCCAGCGGUGUGGGAUUUUGAAUCCUUUCCCCAGCCACCAUGUAGGAGUGGAGGAGGAGACUCCUGAAAUUAACCCCCUUCGUCAAAGGGGGUGUGAGUGGAAAAUGAAGGGGCUUGAAAUCCUGGACUUUUGGUGCUUCCCCAAAUACCUACACCAUCGUUAUCUAUGGGAUACAUCGACCAAACCCAUUUCCCAAAACACGAUGGUCAACUCUACGCCUGUGCCUCCAGACACGAUGGCCGACGCUACACCUGUGUGCCACCAGAUGGCCACCAGCCCAGUGCCAUUACUCAAGAUGGCCGCCAGCCCAGCGCCACUGCACAAGAUGGCCGCCAUCCCAUCGCCACUGUACAAGAUAGCCACCAGCUCAGCACCACAAAGUCAAGCCACAGUUGAUCUUUAUGAGUCCAGUCUAAUCGCUACCAAUAUUCCAGAACUUUAUCACGUCUCAACAGAUCAUCCAGAAUCUCAUCACAUCCUGUCUGUUGCACCCAGCAGUGUUCUCUCAGCCUGUUGUGUUGCUGUCAAGGAGACCGUUACUGCUGUGAAACCUCCAGAGAUGGCAGAAACCGCUGCAGAACUUUUGCAGGUGUCAGUAGUACCCAUCCAUGAACUCUCGUCGUGUCCUGCCAUGGCUAUGGAGGCAGUCUAUGAACUCAUUGCCUGUCUUGUGACGGCCACGGAGACCAUCCAUGAACUCACCGCCUGCCCUGUCACGGUUAUGGAGGCUGUUUGGUAACUCCCUAAUCCCCUCAUCAUGACCACAGAGGCCGCCAUUAACCUGUUCAUGU